Messenger RNA from Pieris macdunnoughi, 1461 nucleotides. NCBI's taxonomy places the organism in Eukaryota, Metazoa, Arthropoda, Insecta, Lepidoptera, Pieridae. The record is from the annotation of a GenBank genome assembly.
AUGGAUAAAGCUUUUGAGAUCCAAAAAAAUGCUCGAGACAAUGUGAAGUCCUUACAAACAUAUCUCACAGACUUGCAGAAUUGGGAAUCGGAGAUGAAACGUAAAGAGGCCGCGCUCAACGGAAACUUUGAGCAGGAUUUACCUCCAGUGAGAAGCAAGACACGCAAAGAGAGGCCAAUUCAAGUGAAAAAGAAGCAACCAAAUAGAAUAUCCUCGUCAGACUACAGUAGUUGGGAGAAAUUCGAUGUGGACAAAGCAUGUGAAGAAGUAGAUAUGGCAGCAAAGGGCCCGAUGUCCCUUGAUAGCAAACAGAGUGAGAAAGAGAAACAGGACAAGUUAAGAGAGGAAGCGCAAUAUGAGAAAGAGAGGGGAAAUACAUUUGUGAAGCAAGAGAAAUGGGAUGAUGCAAUAUCUUGUUAUAAUAGAGCUAUUGAAUUAGUUAAAAAUGAUGCUAUUUACUAUGCUAAUAGAGGACUUUGUUAUCUUAAGAAGGAGAGCCUCCAUCAAGCAGAAAAAGACUGUACUGAAGCUUUGAAAUUGGACUCGACAUAUGUAAAAGCAUUGCAGAGACGAGCCACUGCUCGGGAGAAACUUGGGUCUCUGAGAUCGGCCAGUGCUGAUCUCUAUGAGGUGCUAAAGCUUGAGCCUAAUAAUGUAGCUGCGAGAAAACAAUUGGAAACUAUUAAAGCUAGGAUGGGAACUAAAGGCUCAAAAUCUAAGUCAUCACCGUUAUCAACCCCAACUUUGGAAUCCAAGUCCAUAAUCCCAAUCGACUCAAAACCAAAAGUGGUGGAAAUUAGCUCAGUUGAAUCGACGCCGCAGGAGAAAUGGAGGACCGGUGUUGGCGAAAAUAUUACGGUCAUUAAAACGGUGAAGAAGCCACCGCAUUUGAGAUCCAAGAGAGCCUUAAAACACAUAACCAUACAAGAAAUACCCCUUGGCUGCACAGUACCCAAAGUUGAAGCCAAAACAAUCGACAAUUUAGCCCAAGGUGACACCAAUAAUAACUCAGAUGAAACAAAAGACUGUGCUCUGUCAGCUAAAGGCGAUAAUAUAGAAAUUAAUUCAAACGAAAUUAAAUCUAUGGAUAAAAUGGUCCCGCCAGUGAAUAGUGUUCAAUUUAUGAAUGAAUGGAAGUGUUUGAAGGGUUCGGUUGAGGCAAGGAGUAACUACUUAAAUAUAAUCGAUCCAACAAAUAUACCAUCGAUAUUUGCGAAUGCAUUAGAAAGUGAUGUUUUAUCGGAAUUAUUGAGUGCAUUAUACGAAUAUAAGGACAGAUACACACGAGGUCUGAGUCUUUACCUUCAAGCCUUCACACGCGUUAAGAGAUUUUCCGCUUUAGCUAUGUUUUUGGCUGAUAAUGAUAAACUUUUGGUCAAUAAAAUGCUGGUACAUUGUAAAACAAAGGAGGGUCUUAGCGAUGACGUGAUAAAUGAACUGAAGAACAAAUACGAGCUUUAG